CUAAAUCUAAUUAUGAAUUCUUAAAUCCAAAGAAACUCUGAUCCUCCUCGUACUAAUGUUAUUUUGGUUGUAAUAACUAACAAAGCUAAUAAAACUUUGAGUCAUGAUAAAUAUUUUAAAGUUUUCAGUCCUUUCGGUACAAUAUAGAGAGUAAGUGUUGUUUUAUGAUAGUUUAGAUGCUCAUCUUUGAGAGAUCACUCACUUGGAAAACCUUUAUAGAGUUUGACAAUCCAGAAUCAGCCCUUAAAGCAAGGUCAUAGAUGAAUGAUAAGUUCUUUUGUGAUGAUAAUACAUUGUUAAUGAAUGUAUAUACAAGCAAAUUAGCUUACAUUACAUUCUAAGAAAAUAAUACUGGGGGUGUAGGUAUAAUGUCAUUUAUUGUUAGAUUACACAUAGUUAAGAAAAAAAGAAACAAAUCUUCCAAAUGAAGUGACUUAAUCUUCUUCAUAGAUAAAAAGUAAUCCUAUUCCUCCUUAACAAAACUUCUAAUUCUUAUAAUCCCAAAUGUAGUAUCAACAUCAAAUGUCUUAAUAAAUCUAAUAAAUCAAUUCUCUUAUGGGACUAUUAUAAUAGGUUUGUGCAGAAGGCUUUGCUACUCCUCUAUAAUAGACAACAGACUUAUAAAACUAAAUUGAAAAGUAAUAGUCAAUUUUAAAAGACAUUUAUGAUUCUUAACAGAAAUUUUCUAAUCUUACAGAUAAUUAUUAAAACUUCUUAUAAGAAUACAAUCAACUUGAUGAUUAAAAAUCUAUUAGUAUUUAAUCUAGCAAUAAUGGUAAACAAAACAGAAAAAAACUAACACUUCCUAACGAUAAAAAGAUUUAAAAUGGAGAUUAAAUUGAAUUUAUUUAAAGUUACCAAGAAACAGAUAUUACUAAGGAUGUUAUGUUUCAUAGUUCUGAUAAAUUAAUUGAUUAAAUAUAGGUUUAAAAGAUGUAUUAGAGUGAGGGAAAGAGUGUUACGAAGGCAGAAGAUCUAAAUUUCAAUGGAUUAGGUUUAAGAGAUUCUGAAGGGGAAGAUGAUAAUCUUUAGGAAUAUGAAGAAGAAUUACUAUAAUUUGAUAAUGAUAUUGAAAAUGAUGAUUCUGAGAGUAAUAAUGAAUUGUUUAAAUUUGUUGAUCAUAAUCAAGAGUUUUCUGAAAGAGAGAAAUAAAAGAUCUUAAAUAAAUUAAAUUAAGAUAUGCUCUUUGAUAAAAAUGAUAAUUAAAUAGUGGCACAUUAAGUUGAAAAAUAAACAUAAAAAAAUACUAUUGAAUAAUCAUCUAGAAGUGUUGACAAUAUUGAUUAAUUAAUUAGUAAAGGCAAAAUUUAGAGGUAAAAUCCUCAAAGUACUUCUAAAAGUUAGAAUCUUUAAUAAUAAUAAGAUAAGUUAGAAGAAUAUGUUAAUCCUCUAUUUUUUAAAGGUUCUUCAUUUAUUGAUUUUGUUUAGCUCUUCGUAAAUCUAAAGUCAUAUAUGCAAGAUGGUUUGAUAAGAAAGUAGUCACUUCCACUAUGCUCUAUAAUAUAUUUAGUAUCUAUGGCAAUAUAGAUAAAAUGAUAUAUUUGAAAGAAAGAUCAAGUUGUCUUAUUCAAUAUGUAAUGUAAGAUCACGCAGCCAUUGCAAAAGAAGCACUUAAUGAUAUCAUGUUUUAUGGAUAAUAAAUUAAAGUAUAAUCUAUUUUAAUUUAGAUCUUUUUUUCAAAUUAUGAGGAAAUAUCUUUAAAAUCAUAACCUACAAAGCCAGGAGAAAUUGCUUCAGAUCUUAAAACCUAAGAAGAAUAUUUUUAGGGAGGAGAAGAAACUCACCGUAUAAAACCUGAUUCAACUUAUACUCUUGCUCCGCCAUGUGAUACAAUCUAAGUUUCUAAUCUUACUAGAAACUCUUGUCAAAAUUCUAUGAUGUCAUAAUAUAUGCAAGAUUUUGGAUAAAUCAAAGCAUUGAAGUAUAAAACUCUUUUAUUUAGAAUUCUAACAACCGGUAAUAAGUAUUUGUGUAUUCUAAAAUAUGCAACAACUGAAGUAGCAUUGACGGUUUUAGCAAAUAUGAAUGGAUUAGAAUUGGACGGAAAGUAAUUAUAUUUUGUUAUUAUAUAAAUAGACCUAUAUAAAUUAACUUUUCUAAACAAAAAUUAUGAUUGGUUGAUUUAUCAAUUAUUCGGAUUAAUAUUACAAUAUAC
Messenger RNA from Paramecium sonneborni, 2155 nucleotides. The record is from the annotation of a GenBank genome assembly. NCBI's taxonomy places the organism in Eukaryota, Ciliophora, Oligohymenophorea, Peniculida, Parameciidae.